AUGCCCCUUCCCGCCGACAGCGGGCCCUCCCAGCGCCGCGAUCCUUCCGGCGUCGGCGAGGACGGUGCCUGCCCCGCCGGCGACGGCGGCCCACCCGGCCCGGAUGGCCGCCGCGGCGCUGCGCUGGACGGCGGCCGAUGGCUGCUACGGUGGGAACUGAAGCGCAGGGUGGCGGACAUCACGACGGAGAUGGAGUUCAUCGCGCGAGAGGCUCACCAACUGUCACAGAAGCGCUUUGUUAACCCUGCAGCAAUGUCCAUCACAGUCAAUGAGCAGGAGAGGAUGAUGCUGCACGAAAACCAUCUGAAGAGGUUGCAGGAUAUAGUGCAGAGACAUUGCCUACCAGUGCUGAAGAACCUCAUUAAUCAUAAGUGGGCAUUUCCCUUCAACCACCCAGUGGACAUAUCAAAGUACCAUGACUACCUGAACUACGUGGAGAAGCCCAUGGAUCUGGGCACGGUCAAGGCGCACAUCAAUUCUUAUCGCAAUCCCGAGGAAUUGCGGGUGGAUGUGCAGACCGUCUUUGACAAUGCGGAAAAGUACAACCCAGUGGGAAGCGAUGUGAAGAAGAUGAGCGACGUCUUGGAGGAAAAGUUCCACGAGCGUUGGAAUCGUGUUGUUGUGCCAAAACUGGAGGAAGAAGAACGUGCUCUGGUUAAUGAAGAGGCAGCGCUGAAGCAAAGCAAAGCUGGGCUGAUGAUCAUGAGAGCAGAAGGGGAUGUUGACCAUUGUUGUGGCGUUUUACUACAGAGACUAGAGAAACUUGUGGAGAGGAUCCAGUACUGCCAGUGCCUUGCUGCAUGUGCUUGUGGAGUGAUGAGCAGCAAGGAACGGGUGCGCCUGGGGUGGGAGCUGGCAACACUUCCUGCGGACCACUUUCAGCGGGCUGCAAAUUUGCUCAUGUCCAGGCAUCCUGGCCUCAUGGCAACGAUGAAGGAGAACACAGUGCAGCUGGACUUGGAGGAGAUGGAUGCGCUUACGCUGCGCCAAUUGCAGGACUUUGUGCGGCAGUGCAAGAAGUCUCGCAGACGUGUCGCUCAGUCAGAUCAAGGGUCUGACAUUAAUGGUGGUCCAGCACCAAGAAAGCGCCAAAGAGUCGAAAAUCCUACAGGUGCCAGUUCACCAAACGUGACCCUGGACUCCAGCCGGUCAAGUGUGCGGUGGCCCGCUGUGCCCCUGGGGAUUGGCCUGAAGCCGUACAAGCCAGAGUUAGAGGCAUGUGUUCCCCCAGAGUGCGAUUCCUUCAGACCUGCUCCUAGCAGGAUGCACAGUGAGCCAGUCGAGCCUGGCCACCUCCCCCCCCAGAGGUCAGUCGCUCUGCCCCGCACAAGCACAGCCCCACCGGCCCCUGUGCAGUCCCCAAGGCCAUCUGCGGCAGGGGUGAGCACACGGAGAGACGACCCUCCUUCCGCGGGUCCCAUUGCUGGGGAGGGUAGUGUGUUGGGCAUGGAGAAGCGGCUGACCACUCAAAUGCCUGUGAUGAGCGAAGCCGGGCGGCCUCUGGUGGAGAGAGUGCUCCUGAGGACACAUGGCAGCCUGGUUGGCUCAAACAACCUGGCGUCACCAGCUUGGGGCAGCAGGGCUGGCGGGGAGGUAGUGAGUGAGACUGGUAGAGGGCCUGGCCUACUGAACAUAUCUGGGAGUGCGCCCCUUGGCACAGGAAUGCUGCAUAGCGCUCCACUGGCCAGUCCUACAAGUCCCACGCAUGUGGUGCAGGGCAAAGCAGCUGGCCUGAGCAUCAUCACAUCCCCUCGAGGGGGCUUGUCGCAAGGGGCUGUUCAGAGGAUAUCAGGCCAUUCUCCACAGGCAGGGGGUGCGAUUACGAUACAAAGCACCCCUGCACCUGCUAUGAGGCCAAUUCUCGGCGGAGGACUCCUAUCUGGGGGCUUGAGCUUGCCGCCACCGUCCCACAGCCUGACAUCUUCGGGCCUUGUGCGGCAGUUGGCAAUGCCAACAUCAAAAUCUGUGCCCCUGCCCAUGCAAGUCUCUGUGGCUCCCCUCUCCAUCUCCCUGCCGUUCCCCACCGUGGGUGUGCAGCCCAUGGUCCCCAAGCACACUGUUGUCAGCCCGGGUGGCAUCAGCAAUCUGGUGCACAGCUCCCCAAUAUCCAUCCCAGCACUGCCUGUCCUUGCUAACUCGGCUGGGUUCCCUGCCCCCUUGCUGGGCGGCCACGCGGCGUCCCUGGGAUCUACAGUCACCAGCGGGGCUGGCAAUCCACCACGCAGCGCACAGGAGGAUGUGAGGAGGUGGCCUGGGCCUAUGGGCAAGCCACCUUCAACGCAGGAUGCUGGUGCAGGCUCUGGGAAAGACCCCCCUGCGACUGCCAAAUGA
Messenger RNA from Ostreobium quekettii, 2331 nucleotides. NCBI's taxonomy places the organism in Eukaryota, Viridiplantae, Chlorophyta, Ulvophyceae, Bryopsidales, Ostreobiaceae. The record is from the annotation of a GenBank genome assembly.